GAAUCCAAGGUGAGGUUUCCAAGGAAUUACGCAGCCUCAAACCACUGCGGGGAAGUGGGCCAGUCAGGUUCAACAUCAUCUCCGAUGCUAAUUAGCACAAUCCGAUUGUUAUUUGGUGACAUCUAGAAGAAAAACUUACUUCAUGUGUAGGCAUGGAGCGCACCGCAUUGGCCCUGUCGCGCUUCCAACCCUUGCCGCGAGCUGCGCGUAAAAGUGAGUGGCUCCGGAGCGCUCUGGCCCAUUACUACUGCCCCGACCCCGGCGUGGAGAACGAAAUUGUCGUCCUGGCCACUGGAAUGGACCAAUACCUGCAGGAGGUCUUCCACCACCUGGCCUACCGCAACCGGGAGGACACGGUGACGGCGGAGGAUUUCACCGCGCUGUGCGCCGUGCUGGGGCUCACGGGAAAGAGGACGAGGACAGGAAAGGAAGGAACUGGAAAUGGAGAGAAAGAUGAUGAAGAUGAAGAGUUUAGGGAUGUGUGUUCUGGGCUGCCCAGUCAGCUGUCCUUUAAAGACUUCCACUCGCGGCUCUGUGGGUAUUUCCGUGUGCGCAGUGCGCGCAGAGGCACCGGGGAGUGUGCCUGGCGCUUGCCCCUCACUGAGGACACGGAGCUGGUCGAGAGACAGAUCCGGCUCCGGUGGCCGCGAGUCAGGAGGAGAAAGUGUGUUAGUUUUGAUCUGAGGGGGGAACAGAGUGGACCUGUAGACAUAUCUACAAAAGGUGGAACCAAAGAGGACCGUGAGACAGAUGAGGUAUCAGCACUGAGGGAGCUGGUGGAGGACCUCCGCUCGGCGCUGCAGGGGAGCGAUGCUCGCUGCCUGGCUCUGGAGGUGGCACUCCGACGGGAGAGGAGCCGCACCCUCCCUUCUCCCUCCACCUUUAACUCCACUGUUUCAACUCCCACAACGUCCAUCACCUUCGUACAGGGAAAACUGGUACCCACACAGAGAAUUAAAGGACAUAGCAGUGGUGCUGGAGGAGACGGGGCGAGGAAGGUGAUGAGGAUACAGGACAUCAGGGACCCCCUUCUGAGGGAGCUAAAGCUGAUCCGCUCCUCACGUGACGGGCAGCUGGAGGAGGCCAUCAAAUUCAACGAGCGCCUGGAGAAGGAGCUGCGAUGGGCGUACGAGGAGGUGCGCAAGCUGCAGGGGGUGGAGUCCGCUCUGAGGAAGGAGAACAUUCAGAUCAGGAGGCGAGCGGAGGAAGCCAGGGAGGCUCUGAGCUUGGGGCUACAGAGGGUUCGACUGAUCCAGGAGCAGGCUCAGUCUGUGCCACAGCUCCAGUCCAGGAUCACCCAGCUGGAGACUGAACUGCACCAGUACAGAUCCUGCUGUACCUGCAUCUUUAACUCCUCCCGUCAACAAAUGUAUCCACUCGGAGCAGAAGACACAUGCAGCAAGACAGAUGCAGAGUGUCUGCAGAGAGCCGUGGAGGGGAGAGCUGCCUCUGAUGAAGAGGAGGAGGACAGGGGGCCGAGGGAGGAAGGACAGUGCUGCCUGUUAGGUGCGAAGAAGAACGUCAGCCAACGGCAAAGCUGUAGCAAAGGAUGUCAGAACCAUAUGGUUCAUCAUUCCCUGCAUGAUAAAAACCUCAUCAGCACUUCUAAAGACAGCAGGGGGCGCUGCAGCUGGAGGGGACCAAACCAAGAGCAACAGGAGGGAAACAGAGGCUUUGAAAAAGAAAAGAGGCCCGAGGAAGAGGAGGACAAGCCAAGGCUGGAGGAGAAAGAAAAGACACGUCUGUUCCUGCUGGAGGAGAAACUCACAGAUGCCCUCACACUGUUGCUGCAGCUACGCAACAAGAACAUGUCCCGCAGGGCCCUGGGGAAGAUAGUGAUGGACACCCUGGAUGUCUGCAGCAGGAGUGGAGAUGGCCCUUCCAGGGUCCUGCAGGUAGCUGAUGCUCUCUGCCUCCAGUUAUCUUCCAGCGAUCUACUAGGAGACAGAGGGGAUGAUGGAGGAGAAGGAGGAGGAGAAGAGAGCAGAGAGAAACUCCUGGUUACGUCCUCUGGGUGUCAAACCAGCAGUCCCAACCCUCUGCUCAUCUCCUGUUAAAUAAGCUGUUACUGCAGUACUUUAUCAUCCUUCUCCUCUACUUUAUUUUAUUCUUGGCUCAUUUGCACCUAUGUAAGAUUCCCAGUUGUGUAUCCCAGAUUUUGAAACUGGUUCAUUGUAUUUAAAGAUUAAUUUUAUUUACUUUAUUCAGUCUCUUAGUGUUGUGUUUUGUAUUUAUUUCAUCUGAACAAUUAAAU
Molecule: messenger RNA, 2254 nt
Organism: Toxotes jaculatrix (banded archerfish)
Lineage: Eukaryota; Metazoa; Chordata; Actinopteri; Toxotidae
Product: EF-hand and coiled-coil domain-containing protein 1
Exons: 9
Coding region: 153-2057 (634 amino acids)
Source: RefSeq, a predicted model, not a curated record